Molecule: messenger RNA, 1044 nt
Organism: Rodentolepis nana
Lineage: Eukaryota; Metazoa; Platyhelminthes; Cestoda; Cyclophyllidea; Hymenolepididae
Source: the annotation of a GenBank genome assembly
AUGUUCAUUAUCUCUCAAUUUCAGGAUAAGCUACAUCCCAUUUUGAGUUGUUCCCGAAAUAUUCUUCAGGCUCAUAUUGAUUUUUCUGGGGUGUCAAACGUCAAUGCACGAGAAAAUAUCCUUCAGUUGGCACUUGGGAACGAGAGCACUUUCAACGAUCCCGAUAUCGAUGUGAUACUUGUUGGAACUAAGGUGAUGUACUUUUCUCGAGUUCUUAGGAAGGAGAAGGCAAUUAUCGUACCGAAGGAGUGGUGUAGUAAUUUGGGAGCUAAGCAGGUCUUCACUUCAUCUCCGGUUGCACAGAAAUUAAUGGAAUGUUACAAACCGAACAUAAACCUUGAAAACGAAGCGAAAUCCAUUACAAAGUCAUUGAGACUACUUCGUGACUCAUUUCGAAGAGAGAAUAUUCCACUCGUGAUGACAUAUGGCUCCUUACUAGGAUCACUACGAUAUCAUCACAGAACUUCAUUCGAUUCUGACUAUGACAUGUCUGUGAGGCACGAUGACUGGCCACGAAUCGAAAAAAUUCUGACUAAACAUGCCUUCAAUUCCAGUAAUCGAAUGCGGAUAUUAGAUUUAAGGCCUGUCACGGGUUGCCUGCAACUAGGAUUGGCAUGUGCGAAAAAUGACAGUUGGCGUGAUCCCACUCUAUGGACUUCAUUUGGUGAUAAAUUAACGUUUAGCAAAGGAUAUCCAGUUGCGCAUAGUUGGGAACCGUACAAAGCUUUCAUGAGUGAUUGUGGAGUCUAUAUUGACUUCUACUUUCGUGCAUCGGAUAGUGAACAAUUCGAGACAUAUCCUGAUGGAACGGUAUUAUACCGUCCAAUUGAAGGAACCCUCAUGCAAGCUGUGACCAAUUAUCUGCCGUUUCUUGAAAAUUAUUAUAGUUCAAAUAUUGAACUUUGUGUGGCUAAAACUGAUUACUAUUGGAAGGCUGAACAUACUAAAUUACCCGGUACUGUAAAAACAUGUCUGUACCUUGUGCUUGGUUGGAUACUAUAUAUCCCCGAGUCUACAAAAUUGAUGUACCAGAGAAGGGCUUGA